Messenger RNA from Crotalus tigris (Tiger rattlesnake), 2719 nucleotides. It is a transcript of the gene MMP25, whose product is annotated as matrix metallopeptidase 25. The transcript is spliced from 11 exons. Gene Ontology annotation, molecular function: zinc ion binding; metalloendopeptidase activity. Lineage: Eukaryota; Metazoa; Chordata; Lepidosauria; Squamata; Viperidae. The coding region runs from base 266 to 1903 and encodes 545 amino acids. Gene Ontology annotation, biological process: extracellular matrix organization; proteolysis; collagen catabolic process. Gene Ontology annotation, cellular component: extracellular matrix. The record is from RefSeq and is a predicted model, not a curated record.
GCUUAUUUUCCUGGCAUCGCUCUGCCACAUCCCUCAGAUCAAGGCAGGACCAUCUAGAGUCCUACGAUCUAGUUCCCAAUCUAGUUCUCGAGACAAGAUAAAAGGGCUGUACUGGCAGGGUUUGGAAAUACCUGAAGCAUUUACAGAGUGUUUCACAUCUGCAAAUGUGAUUUACAAACACACGAAACCUUAAGAGGAUGUGGUUUGAUCCCGACUUAGCAUCUUGCAUGAGCCAGCUGCAAUUUAUUCAAAAAUUUAACAAACUAUGGUUUUUGAAAUGUUGUGGAAGCUCCCCAACGAGCUGCCUAACAAUGAAUGGCUGAUGCGCUAUGGCUACCUUCCCCCACCGGAUCCCAGAGCAGCAACUCUUCAAAGCCAAAAGGAGUUAUCUGCUGCUGUUAAAACAAUGCAAAGGUUUGCAGGUCUGCCUGUAACUGGGAAACUGGAUCAUGAGACUUUGAAAAUGAUGGACAGGCCUCGCUGCUCUCUCCCUGAUUUCAUUGGCACCUCGGAGUUGAUGCGACGUAGGAAGAAACGCUAUGCUCUCAGUGAAACUGCCUGGAAAAAGACCGACUUGACAUGGCACAUCCAUUCCUUCCCUCAUUCCUCGCAACUGUCCCACAAUCAUGUCCGGAAUCUCAUUUUCUACGCUUUUCGAGCUUGGAGCAAUUCUUCAACCUUGACCUUCAAAGAAGUGUCUUCUCAGCAAGCGGACAUUGUGGUGGAUUUUACGGCCUCUUAUCAUGACGACCCAUACCCCUUUGAUGGGCCUGGAGGCACCCUGGCCCAUGCCUUCUUCCCUGGAGAACAUCCCAUUUCAGGCAAUACCCAUUUUGAUAAUGAAGAGACCUGGAUUUAUGACCCACAGAACGAAUCACCAGAUCGUGGCACAGAUCUAUUUGCUGUAGCAGUGCAUGAGUUUGGCCAUGCCUUGGGACUGACUCACUCUUCUGUUAAAGAGUCCAUCAUGAUGCCAUAUUACCAAGGUCCUGUCGGUUUGCCCCACCUCUAUCAACUUUCCACAGAUGACGCCAUGGGAAUUCAACAAAUCUAUGGUAGGCGGCAUCAUAGUUCAUAUCCAGAUCAAGACAUUCCAGUGCCACCGGUUCCCACAGCACCCCCGAUCCCAGACCUACCACCAGACAAGCCGAAAGAAAAGCCUUCCUUGCCAGCAUCUGAACGUUGCAAAACUGGGUUUGAUGCUAUUGCUAACAUUCGUGGUGAAGUUUUCUUCUUUAAAGCGAGACAUUUUUGGAGGAUACAGCCAUCCCAGAAUCUGGUUUCUAUGGAGCCAGCCCAGACUCUUCGCUUCUGGAACGGACUCCCCCCAGAUUUUAAGACAAUUGAUGCUGCAUACGAACGUGCCAACGACAGCCAGAUUGUGUUCUUUAUUGGACCCUACUACUGGGUUUUUUCUGACACUCAAGUCAAUCAUGGUUAUCCCCGCCCCACAUCCAAUCUGGGACUCCCUCCUGGCACCGUAGUUGGGGCUGUGUUUGUUUGGCCUCACAAUGGUAAGACGUAUCUCUUAGAGAAGAACCGCUACUGGCGCUAUGAUGAUCAGCUGGGCCACGUGGAACCGGGAUAUCCCAAACCGGUCAGCCUCUGGAAAGGAGUCCCUUCUGAGCUGGAUGACAUCACCCAUUGGAAUGAUGGCCUUAUAUAUUUCUUCAAGGAUACUCACUACUGGCGCUUUAAAGGUGGCAGUGUAGAGGCCGAUUCAGCCCAUCCACGCUCCAUUCCCCGUGACCUGAUGUUUUGCUCAGAUCCUACCACGGUUCCCCCCAAAGGACCAAGAACUGGGCAGAGAGGGGAGGACGGUCUAUGCCUCUGUGGGACAAAUGGACAAAACAAAAACUCCUUCACAGCUUGGAUCUUAAUUCUGCUUUGGAUUAUAUGGUGAUUGCUAGGUUAGCUACACAACUAUGCACUUUACAUUAUAAAGAGAAGAGAAAACAAAACAGUGGGGGGGGGAUAUAUGGUAUUCCCUAGCAAAAGGUGCUGGAUACUUUUCCUUUUAUUCUUUUGGUGCUCUCAGUAUUCAAUACUGGCUUGGCAAUUUUGCUCUCAUGCUCAGUUUCUGAAAAAGAAGUGCUUAGUCUUAAAACUAACAUGGAAGUCCUGGAUCUUAAUCCUGAAUGUGUGAUUAUAUCAUUUCUCAGGGGCGAAGGAAAUGCUUUCUGCGCGUGCUCAGGGGUGCUGAUCUUUCUGAUUCUGUCACGUACCAAAAAGCUCAGAUUAACCAUAAAUUACGUGAUACCCUUUGUGCUUUCUCUGAGUGGAAAGCAGAUAAGGUUUAAGCUCAGAUUUGUCUUCAGGAUGUCACUAGAGGUAGGAGACAGGGAAAAAAACCCACCCUUUGGAAAAGUAAGUCUAACCUGUGAAUACAUCCACAUAUAAAUAAGGAGAAUGUGAGAAAACCAGGGUUGAGGAAUAUCUCAGGAAAGUAACUCAUCCGCAUGGCUGCUGUCAUUGUCAUAUUAUGUACUGGCAAUUAUGGUCUGUGUACAUUUGACUUUGUGGGAUGAACACCAUUUGGGAGUGUAUAGGAUUCAAAAAUUUUAGGUCCAGAGCUUAGCUUAUAAGAGAAGAGCCCAAGAACAUUGAAGGAAGUUAAUUUAAUAUGAUUUAAAAUCUGCUUGGAGAUGAGGGGAGGGAAGAGCAGAGUAGCCAGGAAGAAAUGCGUCAUAUUUUAAUAAUAAAACCCAGAAGAAAACCA